Messenger RNA from Periophthalmus magnuspinnatus, 1862 nucleotides. RefSeq names its product coagulation factor C homolog, cochlin (Limulus polyphemus) (gene coch). Bases 143 to 1804 code for a protein of 553 amino acids. The transcript has 15 exons. Lineage: Eukaryota; Metazoa; Chordata; Actinopteri; Gobiiformes; Gobiidae. The record is from RefSeq and is a predicted model, not a curated record.
UGAGACUGGACUAAAGGUCAGAGACUAGAGACCAGGGACCAGACCAGAGGCUGGACCUGUGACCAGACCAAAGACCAGCGCACAGUCCAGAGCAAGUCCGAGAUUUACACCUGGACUAGUCCAUCGCAGUUUCAGAUCCAAAAUGUCCUGCGGGAGAGUUCUACAGCUGAUCUCAGUGGUGAUGGUGGUGUCCGCGGCCGUCAGUGCUCCCUCUAGUGGGACCCAGGCGGUGUCGUGUCAGACCCGGGCCGCAGACCUGUCCCUGGACCAGGACCAGGAUCGGACUGUCCUCUGUCCCCCAGACUGUCCUCAGAGAGUCUCUGUGUUUGGGACUAAAGUGUACGCCUCAGUGUCCUCUGUGUGUGGAGCAGCUAUACACAGUGGGGUGGUGGGCCUGUCUGGGGGUCCCGUGGUUGUGAAGAAGUUGCCUGGGCGUCAGAACUACCUGAAAUCUUAUUCUAACGGAGUCCAGUCCCAGCACCUGCCGCGCUGGACCUCCUCCUUCAGCCUGGCACGGGCGGAGCAGGAGCCUCUGGAGCUCAGCAGUCAGAGCAGCACCACGGCUCUCGCAGCAGAGGAACCAGUGAAAAAGUCUCCGAAGAAAGCAGCAGUGAAAAAAGCACUCACCGAAGGAAAUAAAGACUGUCAGCUGGACGUGGUGGUGGUUCUCGAUGGCUCAGAGAACAUUGGGCGUCGCAGGUUUAAUCUGCAGAAGAACUUUGUGGUUCGUUUGGCAUCAUUCCUCAAAGUGGGACCGAGUGGACCUCAUUUGGCUAUGGUCCAAGCCAGUGGAGCUCCAAAGACUGAGUUCCUCCUAAACAACUUCACUCAGCCCAAAGACCUGCUCUACGCCAUCAAAGAAGUGUCCUACAACGGAGGAGACACUAACACAGGUAGGGCGAUCCUCCACGCUGUAGAGUCCCUGUUCUCCCCGGAGCGCGGGGGGAGGAGGGGGCACCCACGCGCGGUCUUGGUGCUGGUUGAUGGGUGGCCCUCAGAUGAUCUGGACCAGGCUUCGGUUCUGGCCCGAGAGUCCGGGAUCAAUGUGUUCCUGGUCUCUGUGGCCAAACCCUCUGCCGAUGAACUGCCCAUGGUCCCAGACAAGGACUUCACACGGAAGGCGGUGUGCAAAGACAACGGUCACUUCUCGUUCUCCAUCCCGAACUGGUUCAGCGCCAACAAACACGUCAAAACUCUGACCCAGCGACUCUGCUCAUUGGACAAUCUAAUCUGCAGUAAAACGUGUUAUAAUUUCAUAAACCUGGGCUUCCUGAUCGACGGCUCGUCCAGUGUGGGAGACUCAAACUUCCGGAUUGUUCUGGACUUUUUGGCUGAACUCACUCAGCACUUCGACAUCUUUGAUGCGGGAUCUCGAGUUGGUGCUGUACAGUUCACUUACGACCAGCGUCUGGAGUUCGGGCUGCACGAUCACAUGGAUAAAGAGCAGGUUCUGACCGCACUCAAAGACAUCUACUACAUGAGCGGAGGGACAGCCACAGGGGCAGCGAUAGAGUUCGCCAUGCAUCACCUGUUCAGAAGGAGCACUCGGGGGCGGGACUUCCUGGUGGUGAUCACUGAUGGACAGUCGUAUGAUGAUGUCAGAGCUCCGGCGCUUGUUGCUCAGAGACAAGGUGUGACGAUGUUGGCGGUGGGCGUGGCCUGGGCCCCUAUGGAGGACCUGAGGGACAUGGCGUCGGAGCCCAAAGAUGCACACACGUUUUUCAGUCGUGAGUUCACCGGUUUGUACGAGUUUAUCCCGAAGAUCAUCAAAGCCAUCUGCCGACAGUUCAACGAACACAACUGAUGAGCAGCAACAUUUUUAUUUACAACCAGAAUCUUAAAGAGGCGAUGUUAUGCAAAAA